AUGGAGGCGACCAAUGGACACGCAGGACGGCCCAAAGUGCUGUGCCCUGAAAAGCUCUCUGCCGACGGGCUCGCGCUCCUCCGUAAGACUCUCGACGUGGAUGAAAAGAAAAAUCUCUCCCCAGAGCAGCUCAAAGAGAUUAUUUCCGAGUACGACGCGCUCUUGGUCCGCUCGGAGACCAAAGUCACUGCAGACCUGCUCAAUGCGGCCAAGAAACUCAAGGUCGUCGCCCGUGCCGGUGUAGGUGUGGACAACGUCGAUGUCCCCGCGGCGACCAAGUUAGGUAUCAUCGUCGUCAACAGCCCCAGUGGGAACAUCCAAGCCGCGGCGGAACAUACCAUCGCCCUGUUGAUGAGCAUGGCGAGGAAUAUUCCUGACGCGUGUGCGAGUGUCAAAGACGGGAAGUGGGAGAGAAGUCGUUUGGUAGGUGUAGAGGUCAAAGGCAAAACUCUUGGAAUCAUUGGCCUUGGAAAAGUCGGCCUGAUUGUUGCACGAAUGGCCCGUGGCCUAGGCAUGAAUGUCGUGGCUUCGGAUCCCUACGCCUCGCAAUCAGUCGCAGCCGCUGCCAACGUCGAAUUGGUCGAAGGGCUGUCGGGGCUGCUCCCUCAGGUCGACUUCCUGACGAUCCACACUCCCAUGCUGGCAUCGACCCGAGGAAUGCUGGCGAUAGCCGAGUUAAACCAAAUGAAGCGCGGCGCCCGCAUCCUCAACGUCGCCAGAGGCGGCAUCGUCGACGAAGAAAGCCUCCUGGACGCGCUCGAGUCCGGCCAAAUAGCCGGCGCCGCCAUCGACGUCUUCACGAGCGAACCACCCACCAAAACCCCGGGCUCACCGGCCGCGAAGCUCGUCCAGCACCCAAAGUGUAUCGCCACGCCUCACCUGGGCGCCUCCACGGUCGAAGCCCAGGAAAACGUGUCGAUCGACGUGUGCGAACAAGUCCUGCAGAUCCUCGCCGGCGACCUGCCUCGCAGCGCCGUCAACGCCCCCAUCAUCCUGCCCGCAGAGUACAAGACACUCCAGCCCUUCGUCAAGCUCGUUGAGAAGAUGGGAUCGUUGUACACGCAACACUUCGCCUCCCCGACGCAGCCAACGCAACGACACCUGAACACCUUCGACUUGAUCUACGAGGGAGAAAUCGCGCAAAUGACUAGCACGAAGCCGCUCUUCGCCGCGCUGAUCAAGGGGCUGAUGACCCCGAUUUCGGAAACCGAGGGGGGUUUCAACGUGAACAUUGUCAACGCGGAGAUGGUCGCGCGCGAGCGCGGCCUGUUCGUCAACGAGCAGAAGUCCCGCGACCCCAUGACCCAGGCGUACAGCAGCAUGGUGACGCUGAUCGCGCGCCCGCCGAGCCGCGCCCCGUCCCUGAGCAGGCACAGCUCCGAGGCCGUCGCCAGCGUGACAGCAACCUCGGUGGCCGACGGCGCGGACGCCAGCAGCAAACGCCAGCACAUUAUCUCGGGCUACUGUAGCGACAACUCGCCGUUCAUCUCACGGCUGGGCCAGUUCGCGACCUCGUUUGUGCCCGAGGGCUCGCUCCUGAUCUGCCACAACUACGACUCGCCCGGCAAGAUCGGCGUCGUGGGCAGCAUCCUUGGCCGCGAGGGCGUCAACAUCAACUUCAUGAGCGUCGCGCCCGCGACCUUCUCGAGCGUCUCCGCCGGCGCGAAGAAGCUUGGGUUCGACACGGCCAAGCAUGAUGCGCCCGCCACGGUGGCGAACGAGGCGCUCAUGAUCCUUGGGGUGGAUGGCGAGAUUGGGGACAACGUCAAGAAGGAGUUGAUUGCAGAGAAGGGUGUGCUUAAUGUGAGCAGCAUCACCCUGUGA
Molecule: messenger RNA, 1824 nt
Organism: Exophiala aquamarina CBS 119918
Lineage: Eukaryota; Fungi; Ascomycota; Eurotiomycetes; Chaetothyriales; Herpotrichiellaceae
Product: D-3-phosphoglycerate dehydrogenase
Exons: 2
Coding region: 1-1824 (607 amino acids)
Biological process (GO): L-serine biosynthetic process
Molecular function (GO): NAD binding; phosphoglycerate dehydrogenase activity
Source: RefSeq, a predicted model, not a curated record